Alligator mississippiensis (American alligator) is the source of this 1662-nucleotide messenger RNA. It is a transcript of the gene CHMP2A, whose product is annotated as charged multivesicular body protein 2A. Gene Ontology annotation, biological process: late endosome to vacuole transport; endosome transport via multivesicular body sorting pathway; protein transport. The record is from RefSeq and is a predicted model, not a curated record. Gene Ontology annotation, cellular component: multivesicular body; ESCRT III complex. The coding region runs from base 159 to 821 and encodes 220 amino acids. Lineage: Eukaryota; Metazoa; Chordata; Crocodylia; Alligatoridae. The transcript is spliced from 7 exons.
CUCGCCUCACGUUCAAUCACGUGACUCCGCGCUGUCACGCGGCUUCGCCCUUCUGAUGUCAGCGGGGAGAAGGCGGAAGUGCGGGAGAAAGCAGGAUCCUUCUCUAACAACCCUUUUCUCUCCUGUGGGUGAAGCCUUUCCCUCCACAGCCAGCCAAGAUGGACCUACUGUUUGGGCGUCGGAAGACACCAGAGGAGAUGCUGCGUCAGAACCAGCGGGCCCUGAACCGAGCCAUGCGGGAGCUGGACCGUGAGCGGCAGAAGCUGGAAACGCAAGAGAAAAAGAUCAUUGCUGACAUCAAGAAGAUGGCAAAGCAAGGGCAAAUGGAUGCAGUGAAGAUCAUGGCGAAGGACCUGGUGCGGACACGGCGCUACGUCAAGAAGUUCAUCAUGAUGCGGGCCAAUAUUCAGGCCGUGUCACUCAAGAUCCAGACGCUCAAAUCUAACAACUCCAUGGCCCAAGCCAUGAAGGGUGUCACCAAGGCUAUGGCCACUAUGAACAGACAGCUGAAGUUGCCUCAGAUCCAGAAGAUCAUGAUGGAGUUUGAGAAGCAGUCGGAGAUUAUGGACAUGAAGGAGGAGAUGAUGAAUGAUGCCAUUGACGAUGCUAUGGGUGAUGAGGAAGAUGAGGAAGAAAGCGAUGCUGUGGUGUCUCAAGUGCUGGAUGAGCUGGGACUGACCCUGACAGAUGAGCUAUCCAACCUGCCUUCCACUGGAGGAUCACUGAGCAUUGCAGCUGGGAAGAAGGCAGAGCCCUCAGCCACGCUGGCUGAUGCAGAUGCCGAUCUGGAGGAGCGCCUCAAGAACUUACGCCGGGACUGAGCUUCUGUGGGACCUGGGUUUGCACUCCCUGCCACCACCCCAUCCCCAUGGUGUGGUGCUCCAAUACAUGCAUACUCCUGUCUCCAGCAACCCCACUCCCACUGCGUGUGUCCUACUCUCUGCUGCCCUUUCACCCCAACCCAGCCUUCUUGGGGGAGCACUAUCCCUGUUUGCCAUAGGGGUGGGGGUGAAGCUGAUCCUGCUGGAGUUGCUGAACUUGCUUGUUCCUGAAGGGGGUUGGCAUGCUGUCAGCCCAGGUGUGUGUGUUUGCGUGUGUGUGAUUGGGAGUCCCUGAUAUGGGGAGUAAGUGGACAUGGUCAGGGGCUGCCAUGUUUGCUUAUAUCUGGGGAGGGGUCAUUUUCUGGGAGCGGGGGUUGAGCUUUCAACCUUUCAGUUUGUGGCUCAAAAAUACUAAUGGGGGUGAGGUGCGGGGUGUUCUGUGACUAGUUAUGGUCACGCUUCUCCAGGACCUGCACUCCUGCUCCUCUAUGCCAUGUGGCAAGAGUAGGGUGGGCAUGGUUGGUGCUGCCUCAGUCCAGCAGGUACAUCUCUUCACCCAGUCACUGGAGGAGGGCCCAGGAUGAGUUUGGGGAUCAGUUCCUGUGGGGGGGGAGGGAGAGCAAGAUAUGGCAGGUCCCUGCCCUUCCCAGGUGAUACAGAGCAGUGCGUUGGGGCGUGAGCUACCCUUCCUCCCUGUGCUGAGUAUGGUGCCCUUGCCUGGCCCAGGCUGCAGCAUGCUCCUUGGCAUGGGAUACAGGUGGUGGCUGUAGGCUCCUUCGCCAUCUCCUGGCCAGAUAGAGGCCUAUCCUCUCUUGUAAUAAAGCUGUAGAUUUGUAUCCCA